ACCCACCCCCAGUGGAAGGAGGAAAGAAGGAGGGGAGUUGGAGAGCCGACCGGCCAGCCAGCCAGUGCAGGGAGGUGGGGGCCCCACUCUGGAGGAGCUCUCACACGGAUGCUGUUUGGUGCAGGAUUGGCCUCGCUCUAUCCCCGGCUGCUGCUGUCCAUGCUCUCCCCGGCGCCCCACCAGGAUUAAAGCCCCUCCAACACCUCUCCCCGGAUCUUGCUGCUCCCAUCACCACCAUGUGGCCCCCCCGGAAUGUUCCCCGCGCCAUGGCCGAGCGCAGCCAGACCCGAAUCGGAACCCGGUGAACGGGGACAAUGAGCGGCGACCAGGAGCCAGAUGACAGUUACGCACGUGUGCGAGCUGUGGUUAUGACACGGGAUGACUCGAGUGGUGGAUGGCUGCCACUCGGAGGAGGUGGACUCAGCUGUGUCACCGUGUACAAAGCUCUCCAUCCUGAAGAGAACGGGUGUGCGGAUUUCAUUGUUCAUGGAGAGAGGCUCAGAGACAAAACCGUUGUCUUGGAGUGCGUACUUAAGCGAGAACUUAUCUAUAAUAAAGUCACUCCAACAUUCCACCACUGGAAGAUUGGAGACAAGAAGUUUGGCCUCACUUUCCAGAGUCCUGCAGAUGCUAGAGCAUUUGAUAGGGGUAUACGCCGUGCCAUCGAAGACCUUACUCAAGGGUGCCCAUCAUCCCUCCAUGGAGAAUCGGAUAUUCCUGAAGAUGUGCCCCAGGUGAACAGAGACGAAUUUUACAACUCUCAAAACACGGACACCUUUUUCCAUCAUGAUUCCGUUUCAUUGGAUGAGUUACAUCGCAGCUCCGCCAUCCGACCUUCUCCAUUCGAGAACCUGAAUCCAAGAAGGAACUAUAUGCACAGCCAGGUUCCUCUCAAGCCACCUCGACAUGUCAGCUUUCAGGACGAAGAUGAAAUUGUGCGCAUCAAUCCCCGUGAUAUCAUCAUAAGGCGCUAUGCGGACUACAGGCAUCCAGAGAUAUGGCGGAAUGACCCGGAGCGGGAAGAGCCGGAGAUUGGUGCUCUUGACACAAAAACAGACAGUAAAAAAUGCAACUAUGUUUACUCCCCGGCCAAUGGCAGAGACUCUAUUAAAGAGCAUAAAGGGUCUGGAGUAUUUAUAACACAACCCACAUCUUCCCUGAAGAAGAGGCGGAAAGAGGAUGGGGAGCGUUCCAGGUGUGUAUACUGUCAGGAACGCUUCAAUCACGAAGAGAACGGGAGGGGGAAAUGCCAAGAUGCACCAGACCCUAUUAGGCGUUGCAUCUACCAGGUCAGCUGUAUGCUGUGUGCGGAGAGCAUGCUCUACCACUGCAUGUCGGACUCUGAAGGAGACUUCUCAGACCCCUGCUCUUGUGACGCCUCCGAUGAAAACUUGUGCCUCCGUUGGCUGGCUCUAAUCACGUUAUCCUUGAUUGCUCCCUGUAUGUGCUGCUACCUCCCCCUGCGUGCCUGUCAUCAUUGUGGGGAGAUGUGCGGCUGCUGUGGGGGGAAGCACAAAGCAGCUGGAUGACGUAACAAAACUGUAACUCCGUGAAUAACCUUUUAUUUGCCAGGUGGCUGCUGAUUGGGAAUGGACAGUUUUCAGUGAUGCUGAGUGGUUUACAAGAGUACAUGGGACUUUACUGAAGUUGUCUGGAUUGGAAAAGGACCAGCGUGGUGAACAUGUAACAGUGCCAGUCUUGUGUAUAUAAAUAAAUAUAUAUAU
This is a messenger RNA of Pelobates fuscus (common spadefoot toad), 1724 nucleotides long. It is a transcript of the gene SPRED1, whose product is annotated as sprouty related EVH1 domain containing 1. The coding region runs from base 315 to 1529 and encodes 404 amino acids. Lineage: Eukaryota; Metazoa; Chordata; Amphibia; Anura; Pelobatidae. The transcript is spliced from 6 exons. Gene Ontology annotation, biological process: negative regulation of MAPK cascade; multicellular organism development. The record is from RefSeq and is a predicted model, not a curated record. Gene Ontology annotation, cellular component: membrane. Gene Ontology annotation, molecular function: protein kinase binding.